Molecule: messenger RNA, 2951 nt
Organism: Planococcus citri (citrus mealybug)
Lineage: Eukaryota; Metazoa; Arthropoda; Insecta; Hemiptera; Pseudococcidae
Exons: 2
Coding region: 292-2487 (731 amino acids)
Source: RefSeq, a predicted model, not a curated record
UUGAAGAUGAACAUUUUUAAUCGCCGGGCUGAAAAAUUAAAAAUAUCAAUUUUCUGAUCGAACUUCAACCGGUUUUAACUUUUAAUUUGUGUAUUUUUUUCGCUUUUUGUAUCAGUUGUGUCGUUAUUAUCAGAUCGAUGAAGUUUCUGAUAUUGAUAGUUCUGUGUUGUGACUUGCGGAUCCUUCAUUUAAAGUUUUAAAAAUAGUGAAUUUUCCAUCAUACUUAUUUGCUUUGGACGGCAAUUUGGAAUUGCAUUAUAUUCAUGAGUAGAUCGAAUUUCGAACCAAAAAAUGGCCCCAACACCGCCGAAAUUACGUUCGUGGGCUGUAAGAUCGCUGUGUAUACGAUUAGUAUACGAAUGGGCGAACAGCGACAUGCCAGUAAACGAUAUCAUUUGGAGGAAUGCUAAAAAUGGCCACGGUACUUGCGAAAAUCACGACUUGUUCAUUGAUCAAAUGUACGAAAUGCGAGUACCAUCAACGAUCAUCGUUCCUCGUCUGAUUCACGAUCAAAUCGACGAGAAUAUCGCUUCGAUCUUGGAUCACGUUAAAGACUGGAUCCGGUAUCAUCAUUCUAAGAAUUUCUUCCACGACAAUCCAUCGUCUCCUAUGAACGAAUAUCUGCUCGGGUUGGUUUGGAGCGAUGAUAAUCGUCGAAUUGACUAUACAGCUACAGCCAGGAGUAUGCUGAGGAAUGAGAAUCUUACAGCGAUGGAGAGGUUUCGAUUCGCUUGCACGUAUUGUUUCGUCGAGGAGAUUACAAAGUUAUGGGAUUUGGCCGAAAUCAAGAUCACGUCGAGUUGGAGUUUCGAAGACGAGCCUUUCCUGGUGUACUGGAGCAAGUACUUGAAGAACGAACUCGAUACGAUAUGUUUACCGGAGACUGUUUCGUCGAUGGACAUUUUGAUGCUGGAAAAAGCGAUGAAAGUAUAUGAUCUAUGGUCACCUAUCGAGUAUUUUUUCAGCAACCUGGAUACGGCGAGUAAAUUGCACCAGUUUGACGCCGUUGCCAACCAUUGCGGUGUAAAAUAUCGUAACGAAUUGCUUUCGAAGCUAGAUCACAAAGAGUGGAUGCUCGUUUAUCGUAAAUCGAUCGCUAGAAUCAUGUUGAGUUGCGCCGAAUCGGGCGAUUUCGAAGAAAUACGUCACCUAUGGAGACGAUUCAAAGAUACGAUGAAUUCGAAGAAUUUCGCCAUCGUCGUUCGAGAACUGGUACCGUUGUCGAUGAAGAAUAGUCGUAAUUUCAACGCGUUGACGCCAAUGUUGAUGGUGAUGUGGGCCAGUGCCCGAGAAGAAGUCAAGAAAUCAGCCAUCAAAGGCGAGCUGAUGCGACGUAUAGGCGAAAAAUGCGCAGACCUGAUAGACGAUGACGGUAUCAGAUUCGAUUUCGAAUCACGUCUCGAGUACGCGGAUCCGUUGAGAGUAUUUCGAACGUUGUUAGAAAGCUGCGAUCGUAAACAGAUCGAGGAAUUUGUUCGGGCCAAUUUCCUUUGGCUAGUGCUGUGGCAACCUUUAGCCGUGCUGAAGGAAUUCUUCGUCGAGAUUCAGCUCGAUAUCAAAUGUCUGUCGAUGUUCAAAAAGGACUGGAUAAAUUCGUAUGGAUUAUGCCAGGCUUGUUGGAUUCUGCUGCGUUAUGGCGAAUUUGACGAGCUCGACAAGGUCGUUUGGUUUUGCUCGUUCGACGAUAGUAAGGUUGAUGACGAUAUUCGUGAACUGUGUUUGGAGGCAUUAAUAGCUUUAGGCGAAGACUUCGUAGCUCUGUAUAAAUAUUUGGUUGUGAAAUGUCCCUUAGGUUUGAAAGCUUUGAGCUUGUAUUUGUGCAACUUCGAUUGGAGAAAAUUGCAGAGUUUUUUGUUGAAUUCAGUCUUUUCGCGAGAUCAUUCGAAAGCGGAUUUGCUGAUGAGGUUAUUAUUCCGGACACGUUCCAUGGGAACAACAUAUCUGCGGAUGAAAUUACGUCGAGCUGAAUUCGACGAUGUUAAAGAAUGCUUCGUUACUGUGAUGUCGAAGUAUUACGAAGUUUCGUUGCUGAAAUACAAGUGCUGCAUUACGCUGUUCAGAUGCUUGUUCAACGACUACGACGACGAUGAUGAGUCUGCGGGGAAUUUGAUUUUUAAACGAGACGAUAUGCGAGAUUUUUUAAGCUGGUGUUGCAUAGGUGGUGAAGAUUCGUUGAUGGCACAAUCCAAACUAAGGUUUUGGUUUCCUAAAGCGUUCCUGGGUCAGUUGAAAGGAUGUGUCGAUGAGAACGGAUCAUUUCAAGCUAGCGAUUCCAUGGAGGAGUUUUUAGUAUGGUGUUUUCCUGCGGAGACGGAUAGAGCGAAGUUUAAACGUUAUUUGAUUCGCACAUAUCGCGAAUAUAAACCUAUAGAGCAGCUUUUAGGGAUGAGAAAGUAUCGUCGAAACGUGUUGAACUGGUUUUUCGAUAAUGAUACAGAUUUGAUUGAAACGUUCAGAGCUAACGAGCUGUUGAGAUUAGCGAAUUGAGUUUUUUUUUGGUGGUGUAGGGUUUUUUUUCGAGGCAGUUUUUUUGUUUUUUAAAUUUGGGUUUAUGCCCCACUGUCUUAUCCUCUCUUUCUGUCUUGGAUCUAUUUUGCAAUGCUAUUUAUAAGUGAUUUGUACCUACUUGUCUGUGAUUUAUUGUAUUUCAAGUGCUAAAUCGGCGCAAUGUUCAUUUACUCGGGUAGAUUAUUUUUUAUAAUAUUUAUUUGGUACAUUUUUGAAAGAAAAGAAAUUUUCAAAAGCUCGUUUUGAAACGGCACCUCCUCCGCCAUAAUUACGCCAAUAUAGCUAGAAGUAAAAGUUCAAAGUUAGAUUGUGAUGUACUUGUUAUAACUGGCAACGUUGCUUUAUGUAUGUAUCUUUUCAAAGUAACGGUUUCGUAUUGAAUAUAUGUAUUAUUACCUUUCUGUCAUGUCAACGAAUAUGUUAUUAUACGCCCUGAGAAAAGA